UAACAUAAAAUUAAUAAAAACGAAUUUUAAAUAAAUAAAAAUUAUUUUGUAAAUACUGGUAAUAUUUAAAAUUUUAUACAGUAAAUUGUGGAGUUACAAAAAUACACUGCUACAUAUAACUUAUCAACUGCUGAUUGUAAAAUAAUUUAAGGUGAAAGCUGUAAUAUAUAGUCAUAAUGAUGAUAUUAAAUGAAAUGUUCUCUUAAGUAGGUAUUUAAUUUAUUUUAAAAAUAAAUUUAUUUUUAAUUUUUUAAAUCGUUAUCCUAGAUACAUAGUUAUUGCUUUAUAAUGAUUUCAAUUCAAUAAAUUUACUUUGAUUUGUUAAAAUGUAAAUUAAACACUGAAGUAAAUUAAAAUUUUUUUUGAUAUGUGGUCCACAUUUAAAAUAUUAAAUCAAAGAACAAAUCUUGUAAAAAUAUGUUAUGCCUUUAAAAGUCAUUAUGAAGCUCUAGAAUUAUCUAAAAAUGCUACAAUCAAGGAAAUAAAAGAUGCCUACUAUCGGUUAUCCAUGAUUUAUCAUCCUGACAAAAAUAAGGGCUGUGAAAAUGCUGCUCAAAAAUUUCGUGAUAUUACAGCAGCUUAUGAAGUAUUAAGCAAUACUCGGCAAAGGAAAUUGUAUGAUCUUGGUACAAGUAAGGAGUUUAAUAAAGAACAUUCUUAUACACAAAGACCAUUUGAUCAGACACAAUCUUCAAAUCAAGUCGAAAAAACAAAAAUUUCAUACACUAGUUAUAAUUUUGAUGUGUGGGCUAGAAGUCACUAUUCAAAAACUAUUCAACGUAAGCAUGAGAAUGAACAAUGGGUUAAAAAAAAUAAAGAAUUUGAUCAAUUUAGAAAUCAACAAAACUCUCUAACAUCUGUAGUUCUUAUCAUUUGUUUUGGAUUCUACUGUUUGGCAUUUAUUGCUGACUUAGUUUUACACACUUACAGUAAUAAUGAUGACAUAGAGAGUAUUUUUGAGAAAAAAUAAAAUACUUUUGUAAUUAGCACAGUUACCAAUACUUGUUUUAAUUUAAGUAUGUAUAUGUAAAUAAUUUGUUAUUAAUACUUUGUUUUAAAAAAUCAAAUUUUAUUGUUUUUCCUUAAUUUGUUGAUCUUAUUCAAACUAACUAUAGAAUCUUAACUAUGCAAAAAAUGUUCAUCAAAUGAUAUAAUAGUAUUAAUUACUUGUAUGUGUCCCUUUCUAAUUUAACAAGGGUAUUUUUUAAUAUACUAUUUGUAAGAGCUCUAACACCAUUAUUGGUGACUCCAGUUAAAGAUUGUAUCUAUAAUUUUAUUGUCAUAACUAAAAAUUAUUUUAGAAGUAGUGUCAAUUAAAAUCCUUAAGUUAUGAGACAUCCUAAUUAAAUUUUGUGUUUAAUCUUAAUUAUUGUAUUUAUAUGAACACAGAUUGUAAAUAAAAAACAUUGUAAAAAUCCAUACCUUGAAAAUCAAACUACAU
This is a messenger RNA of Daktulosphaira vitifoliae (grape phylloxera), 1441 nucleotides long. RefSeq names its product dnaJ homolog subfamily C member 30, mitochondrial-like. Lineage: Eukaryota; Metazoa; Arthropoda; Insecta; Hemiptera; Phylloxeridae. The coding region runs from base 368 to 970 and encodes 200 amino acids. The record is from RefSeq and is a predicted model, not a curated record. The transcript has 2 exons.